CACCCGCACACCCACCCUCCGGCCCGGGCUUCCUGUCCCCUCUCUUCAUUGCGCGUCCGCCUUGGCUAGGCUCCGGAGGUGGCGUUGGUGUCGCCAGUUCUGCGCUACACGCCCCUGAGGGGGAAGCCACGCCCCUCCGUUCUCACCUGCCCUGGCAGCGCGCGCUCGAGAACAAGAAGCUCCGCCUUCUUACAUAUCACGUGGUAUGACCGUGGCUAGAGUUGUUGUCUUGUAUUCCGGAAGGGCUUGGAAUAAGAAACUACUUCCAGGUUGUAAUUUGAAGUGAUGUUGCUGAGGAUUUUACUCGGAGGGGCUCGGCUUGUGUUAGUCCCUCGUGGAAGAGGAGUCUCCCCUAGACAGCAAUGUCUUCAGUGGUGCCGACUCCCACAAGCACGGACACAGCACAGUGCAGUGUCAGAAGUGGCUUCCCACCCCAAAUUGGCAGUACCACCCAUCCCCAAUGCUGUGAGAGAUCGGACCGUAGGCUGCUGGCUGCUAAUCUGCAGUGGGACUGUGGCUGGAGCUGUGGUGCUGGGUGGAAUCACUAGGCUGACUGAGUCUGGGCUUUCCAUGGUUGACUGGCACCUGGUACGGGAGAUGAAGCCUCCACAGACACAGCAGGAGUGGGAGGCAGAAUUCCAAAAGUACCAGCAAUUUCCGGAAUUUAAAAUCCUGAAUCAUGACAUGACACUAACAGAGUUCAAAUUCAUCUGGUACAUGGAAUAUUCUCAUCGUAUGUGGGGACGGCUGGUGGGGUUGGCUUACAUCAUCCCAGCAGCCUACUUCUGGAGGAAAGGCUACUUGAACCGAUCCCUGAAAAGUCGUGUCCUUGCUCUCUGUGGGCUAGUCUGCUUCCAGGGUCUGUUGGGCUGGUACAUGGUAAAAAGUGGACUAGAGGAAAAGACAGACAGUCAUGAUAUCCCUCGGGUCAGUCAAUAUCGUCUAGCCGCACACCUGGGCUCUGCACUUGUUCUUUACUGCGCCAGCCUUUGGACUGGGCUCUCAUUGCUGUUACCACAACACAAGUUACCUGAAACCCACCAACUUCUACGCUUGAGACGGUUCACUUAUGGAACAGCAGGCCUUGUUUUCCUCACUGCCAUCUCAGGGGCAUUUGUGGCAGGAUUGGAUGCGGGCCUUGUAUAUAAUUCCUUCCCCAAGAUGGGGGAGCGCUGGAUCCCUGAUGAUCUCCUUGCCUUUUCCCCACGGCUGAAGAAUUUUUUUGAGAAUCCCACAACUGUGCAGUUUGAUCACAGAAUACUGGGGAUCUCAUCCAUCACAGCUAUCACAGGUCUAUACCUGCUUUCCAGGAAGAUCCCUCUCCCACAAAGGACUAGGAUGGCAAUGGUUUCCUUACUGGCUGUGGCAUACCUGCAGGUUGGCCUGGGUAUCAGCACACUACUCCUAUAUGUCCCAACUCCUUUAGCAGCUACUCAUCAGUCAGGGUCUUUGAUUCUGCUCAGCGUUGCUCUGUGGCUUAUUCAUGAACUUAGAAGGAUCCCUAAAUAGCUCCACUCUCCCAGCCAGACCAUUUCUUUGGGACUAAGGCCCAGGGAUGCUGUUCUCAUAAUAUGUGCUGUUUGGGCCUCUUCCUGGAGCCCUUGUUGGGUCAGAAAAGAAGAGUUCAGAGCAGAAACUUUACUUCACAAUCUGUUGCAAAAAGUGCUUCACAUGAACCUUCCGGCUGUACCUGUGGUUUGGUCAGGAUGCAGGUGAAAAAAAUGCUUCUGCAUAUUGAAGGGUGGUCUCUACGGUGCCUCAGUCCCUGCUGCGCUGUUUGGUUGAGGCUGCAGCCAAGAGCUAAUCUCUGUGGUAUUUCUUUCCAGAAUUCUAUAGGGGAAUGAGUGAGUACUGAGUACAGCUGAGAUUACAGUAUGUGGAUGGUGGGGUGAGCAUGGUAUAGAGACCAUAGCCAUGCCUGUACUUAUGAUUGUUGUCAGCAGGAGUCUCUAACUGGUAUCCUUGAGUGGAAGUUUUUGAAAAAAAUGUUAGAAAUUUCAAGUGAAUAAUGUAAUGUCCUAUGUAACCCUUUUGAACAAUAAACGUUUUCUUAAUAAAAA
Molecule: messenger RNA, 2060 nt
Organism: Heteronotia binoei (common prickly gecko)
Lineage: Eukaryota; Metazoa; Chordata; Lepidosauria; Squamata; Gekkonidae
Gene: COX15
Product: cytochrome c oxidase assembly protein COX15 homolog
Exons: 9
Coding region: 286-1509 (407 amino acids)
Biological process (GO): heme A biosynthetic process
Cellular component (GO): mitochondrial inner membrane
Molecular function (GO): oxidoreductase activity, acting on NAD(P)H, heme protein as acceptor
Source: RefSeq, a predicted model, not a curated record